This is a messenger RNA of Apodemus sylvaticus (European woodmouse), 426 nucleotides long. It is a transcript of the gene Spaca7, whose product is annotated as sperm acrosome associated 7. The record is from RefSeq and is a predicted model, not a curated record. The transcript has 5 exons. Lineage: Eukaryota; Metazoa; Chordata; Mammalia; Rodentia; Muridae. Gene Ontology annotation, cellular component: acrosomal vesicle. The coding region runs from base 1 to 426 and encodes 141 amino acids.
AUGGCAGCGAAUAGGGGAGUGGAGACCUUCUUAUCUGUCUUCCUGCUGUGCUGCUGGCAAGGCACUGAGCUACAGCCAAUCAAGACAACUUCAGGUCGAAUUACUGAAGGCUUAUUAAACUCAACAACUGAAAACAUACCUGAAGCAUUAGAUGAAAUUCUAGCCCAAGAGAUUUUGGAGCCAAAAACAUCAACAGUGUCUGAAACAUCACCACGACCAAAGUCAUCGGUACCGACAACAUUACACACCAAGGAGAUAAUAAAUGCUGGUACUGAUGACAACUACCAAGAAGAAACCUUUGCGAACUACCAUGAGUUCCUGGACAAUUUAGAACACUCGCCUACGAAGGAGAAAAAUGGCAAAAAUGAAGUACGGCUGAGAACCUCCAUGGCCACAGCUCUCACACUAAGCUUGAGCCACACUUGA